Vigna unguiculata (cowpea) is the source of this 947-nucleotide messenger RNA. Its product is annotated as vacuolar protein sorting-associated protein 2 homolog 1-like. The record is from RefSeq and is a predicted model, not a curated record. Gene Ontology annotation, biological process: vacuolar transport. NCBI's taxonomy places the organism in Eukaryota, Viridiplantae, Streptophyta, Magnoliopsida, Fabales, Fabaceae.
UUUAUUUAUAUAGUUUAUACAAAAUUGAGAGCGAGCAUAGAAGGUAGAAGGUGUUAUCGAUUUUGUGUGAGGCAAAACACAAGACACUGAGGAAAAGGUCUCUUAGUUCGAACCAACAUGAGUUUUCUGUUCGGCAAUAGAAAAACUCCCGCAGAGCUUUUGAGGGAGAACAAAAGGAUGCUGGACAAGUCCAUUAGAGAAAUAGAAAGGGAAAGACAAGGCUUGCAGAAUCAAGAAAAGAAAUUGAUUGUCGAGAUUAAGAAGAAUGCCAAACAAGGACAGAUGGGGGCAGUGAGAGUGAUGGCCAAGGAUCUCAUCAGGACUCGCCAUCAGAUUGAAAAAUUUUACAAGCUCAAAUCGCAACUUCAGGGUGUUUCUUUGAGAAUUCAGACGCUAAAAUCCACUCAAGCAAUGGGGGAGGCCAUGAAAGGAGUUACUAAAGCAAUGGGUCAAAUGAAUAGGCAGAUGAAUUUGCCUUCGUUACAGAAGAUAAUGCAAGAAUUUGAAAGGCAGAAUGAGAAGAUGGAACUGGUUUCUGAGGUAAUGGGAGAUGCAAUUGACGAUGCUUUGGAAGGUGAUGAAGAGGAGGAAGAGACAGAAGAUCUUGUUAAUCAGGUUCUUGAUGAGAUCGGAAUUGAUAUCAACUCUGAGCUUUUGAAUGCACCUGCAUCAACCUCUGUCACUGCACCAGCGGCAAAUAACAGGGUUGCUCAAGCUGAAUCAACAGGCCAUGAAGACAGUGGAAUAGAUGACGAUCUACAGGCUAGGUUAAAUAACCUGAGAAAAAUGUGAAGAGUCCAAGGGGAAGGUCUUCACAGAACCAUUGAAAAUAAUGAUUGUAUAUGAAAUUAGGAUGUGUUUUAUUCUGAUUUUACCAUCAUGUCUGAAGCUAACAUAUAUAUGUAAAGAGUAAAGAGUAAUAUCACAAGUUGAAUUUCAUGAAUACA